This is a messenger RNA of Cyclopterus lumpus (lumpfish), 3030 nucleotides long. RefSeq lists its product as uncharacterized. The transcript has 7 exons. The record is from RefSeq and is a predicted model, not a curated record. The coding region runs from base 1 to 3030 and encodes 1009 amino acids. NCBI's taxonomy places the organism in Eukaryota, Metazoa, Chordata, Actinopteri, Perciformes, Cyclopteridae.
AUGAACAAACAGGCGUUCCAGGGUCUCCGCCUCACAGCAGAAAUAACACUCCUCCCCAAUGUGUGGAUCGAGGUGUGCCCGGUAUCUAUUUGUGGCUAUAGCCCUGUGCACUACCCUCCACUGGAGAGAGCGCAAGUUCACAACCUUAAUGCCAGUCCCCCACAGUCCCCCAGUCCCAUCCCACCGGUCAGACAAAGCACGACUUCCUGCAGCAGCUCUCAGGUGCCGUGGCAGUGUGGCACAGACCUCCUCCACCAACCGUCAGUCAGCCUGACAGACGUGAUGUUGGCGUUCUGCCUGAAGGUGGACAUGCCUGAAGCUAUUGAUGACGUUCACCAAGUGUCCCAGCAACCGGCUUCUCUCAGCCAGCAGCAGUCGAUCAGCAUCUAUCCAGCUGGGGCCACAGCCAUAGAACAGCCUCUGUGCAGUCUGGAGUCUGAAAGAGGCAAUCCUGGACAGGAUAUCGAUGAGACCAUGCCCCCCCUCUGCCACCGGCAGAUAGAGAGCCGCUGCACGAACCCAGUGCCGGCCAGACCAGAAGAAGUCCACAACAGACUUCUUUUGUUCGAAGUCUUGUUCGUCUUCAUCUCGUCUGUCUACGUCGGAAUACAACUACAGUCGGCAGGUUCUGUUAACCAUCAGCAGGACCAAACUUUACAACACUCUGGACGCUGCACAAGCAGAAAUAAUCAAGGAGCUAGGAUUACUCCGCCGGCCUUCGAACACACCGGACUCGACUGCCACUCCUCCCCGAAAAGGAGGCGCCGCAAGCGGUGUGAGAGGAAGCAGAAGAGGGGAAAGCGCGGAGGUAUCCGAGCUAGGCUAGCGGCUAGCCCAACUCGCCCAGCCAUACCAUCCAUUAUCAUGGCUAAUGUGCGAUCCUUGGACAAUAAAAUGGACCACAUACGACUGCUUCGGACGGCGCAGCGAGACGUGAGGAACUGCUGUGUGUUUCUUUUCACGGAAACAUGGCUAAAUGACAACAUCCCCGACUCCGCUGUGAAACUCGAGCAGCUAACAUGCCACCGAGCAGACAGAGCCCUCGUCAAAGGAGGGAAGACCCGCGGCGGAGGGGUGUGUGUUUACACACUGGAUGCAUGGUGUCGGGACGCUGUCGUGGUAUGUAAACACUGCUCUCCACUGGCGGAGUUCAUGAUUAUAAGUGACAGAAACGAGGCACUGUGUGAACUGUACCAGGCUAUCAGUGAACAACAGACAGCCCACCCAGACGGCUUCACCAUCCUCGCUGGUGAUUUCAACCAUGCAAACCUCAAGACUGUCCUUCCCAAACUACAUCAGCACGUUGACUUCCCAACAAGAGGAGACAACAUUUUGGACCUGGUCUACACUAACCACAAAGGAGCGUACAAGGCCUCCCCCCUACCCCACAUUGGACUCUCUGACCACAUCACCGUCAUGCUAAUGCCAGCAUACAGACCCAGAGUGAAAGUCUCUAGACCGGUUCUGAAGCAGGUCCGGGUGUGGCCAGAGGGGGCCUCCUCCGCUCUCCAGGACUGCUUUGACUCAACAGACUGGGGUAUGUUUAAGCAAGCAGCCACAUACAACCACCACACAGACAUUGAGGAGUACACAGACACUGUUACUUCCUACAUCAGUAAGUGCAUGGAUGAUGUGACCCACAUAAAGACCAUCACCACUCGGGCUAACCAGAAGCCGUGGCUGACAGAGGAAGUCCAUCGGCUGCUGAGGGCCAGAAACAAGGCCUUCAGAGCCGGGGAUGAAACUGGCCUGAGAAGAGCGAGAGCCAACCUGUCCCACGGCCUCAGGAAGGCAAAACAAGACUACACAAACAAGAUAACCUCGCACUUCAGAGACAGCAGAGAUACACAGAGCCUGUGGCAGGGCAUUCAGACCAUUACGGACUACAAACCCAAGCCACAGACCUGCGACAACAACGUCUCUCUGUUAAAUGACCUCAACAGCUUCUUUGCACGGUUUGAAGCACAAAACGGCACACGUCCAUGCAAGACUCCACCCCCUCCCCACGAUCAGGUCCUGUGCCUGUCUGCUGCCAGCGUGAAGAGGACACUCUCCAAUGUCAACACCCGCAAGGCAACAGGUCCAGACAACAUCCCUGGUUGUGUGUUGAAGGACUGCGCAGAGGAGCUUAAGGAUGUCCUUGCGGAUAUCUUUAACACUUCUCUGAGACAAGCUGUUGUUCCAACGUGCUUCAAGGCCACCACCAUCAUACCUGUGCCAAAGAAACCCACUCCGUCCGGCUUUAAUGACUAUCGUCCAGUGGCACUUACCCCCAUAAUAAUGAAGUGCUUUGAACGACUAGUCAUGUCACAUAUCAAAUCCAUUCUCCCACCCACCCUGGACCCUUUCCAAUUUGCAUACCGUGCCAAACGGUCCACGGAGGAUGCAAUCUGCUCUGCUCUCCACCCAGCCCUCACCCACCUGGACACAAAAGACUCAUAUGUGAGAAUGCUGUUCAUAGACUUUAGUUCAGCAUUCAACACCAUAAUCCCACAAAAACUCAUCUGCAAACUUGACCAGCUGGGGCUCAACACCUCGCUGUGUAACUGGCUGCUGGACUUCCUCAGUGAGAGGCCACAAGCAGUACGUGUGGGCAACAACACCUCGAGCAGCAUCACACUGAGCACGGGGGCCCCUCAGGGCUGUGUGCUCAGCCCACUGCUCUUCACCCUGCUGACUCACGACUGCAAAACCACCUACAGCACCAACCACAUGGUCAAGUUUGCAGACGACACAACUCUGGUUGGUCUCAUCACCAAGGAUGAUGAGACUCACUACAGGAAGGAGGACAUAUAUAACACCCGCCUCACCCGCAAAGUGACCAUGAUUGUGAGCGAUUCCUGCCACCCCUCACACGUCCUGCAGGCAGGUGAGGCAAAAUCUGCUUUCUCCACUGUCCCACCAACAAGGCUUCAGAAGCCUCAUAAAGAGACAAAGAACAUCUCCCUGGUCCCUGAUGAAGAUGUUUACAUCAUCAGCAUACACAGACAAAGCGAGGGGACGACAAAGACUGGAGGACCCAGGCAGUGA